Messenger RNA from Dryobates pubescens (Downy woodpecker), 3222 nucleotides. It is a transcript of the gene STAG3, whose product is annotated as stromal antigen 3. Lineage: Eukaryota; Metazoa; Chordata; Aves; Piciformes; Picidae. The transcript is spliced from 30 exons. The record is from RefSeq and is a predicted model, not a curated record. The coding region runs from base 1 to 3222 and encodes 1073 amino acids. Gene Ontology annotation, molecular function: chromatin binding. Gene Ontology annotation, biological process: sister chromatid cohesion. Gene Ontology annotation, cellular component: chromatin; nucleus; cohesin complex.
AUGGCCCCGCAGCGCUCGACCCGGGCCCGGGGGGGCACCUCCAGCUCCGGCUCCUCUGCUGCCACCAGCGCUGGCCCCAGCUGCAGCUCCCCCCCAUCAACACCAGCCCCCAGCAGCCCGGACCUCACCAGCGACGACUCCGACAGCGACUUCGAGGCCACCCUGCGGCCGCCCACCAAGCGCCGCUCCCGGCGGCCGCCCAGCCACGUCCGUGUCCCGAAGCGUCCCAGGCAGAGGGACCCCAGCGUGACCCCCACCAGCCCUGACCAUGGGACUCUCUUCCAGGCUGUGCUGUCAGCCAAGGCCGACCUGGAGACGCUGGUGGACGAGUGGCUGGAGACCUACCAGGAGGACCGGGAGAGAGGGUUCCUGGAGCUGGCAAACUUCCUGGUGCGCUCCUGCGGCUGCAGAGGCGUGGUGACCCCCAGGAUGUUCCGGGAGCUGCCGAACUCGGAGAUCAUCCAGCGGCUGACGCAGGAGUUCGCCGAGGACUCGCCCGAGUACCCUCUGGCCGCGGGCACCCAGCCCUGGCGCCGCUUCCGCGCCGGCUUCUGCGGGCUGCUGGCGGCCGUGGUGCGGCGCUGCCGCUUCGGGGCCAUCUUCGACGGCUUCCUGCUGGACGCCCUGGUGGCGCUGCUGACCGGCCUGGCCGACUCGCAGGUGCGGGCGUUCCGCCACACCGGCACCCUGGCAGCCGUGAAGCUGCUGACGGCGCUGGGGGAGGUGGCGCUGGACGUCGGAAGGCAGCGGGACAGCAACCGGCGGCACCUGGAGGCGGAGCAGGGCAAGGAGCCUGAGCGCAGGGCUGCCGGCAGGGUGGAGACACUGCUGGAGAAGAGCCAGGAGCUCCAGGAGCAGCAGCAGGAGAUGGAGGACCUGAUGAAUGCCAUCUUCAAGGGGGUCUUUGUGCACCGCUACAGGGACGUGGUGCCCGAGAUCCGUGCCCUCUGCAUGGAGGAGCUGGGCACCUGGAUGAAGAGCUACCCGACCUUGUUCCUCACUGACGGGCACCUCAAGUACCUGGGCUGGACCCUGCACGACAAGCAUGGGGGGGUGAGGCUGCAGGUGGUGAAGGCUCUGCAGGGCCUCUAUGGGCACCGUGGCACUGCCACGCACCUGGAGCUCUUCACCAGCCGCUUCAAGGGCCGGCUGGUGGCCAUGGUGCUGGACAAGGAGCCCGAGGUGGCCCUGGAGGUGGUGAAGCUGCUGACGAUGAUGCUGGACACCACGGAGGAGGCGCUGUCGGAGGACGACUGCUGCCAGCUGUACCUCCUGGUCUACGCUGCCAGCCGCCCGCUGGCCUCCGCCGCUGGCCUCUUCCUCUACCGCAGGCUGCUGGACCCUGCUGGGGACAACCACAGCUUCCUGCGGCUGCUGCUGGACUUCUUCCUGGAGAGUGAGCUCCACGAGCAUGCGGCCUACCUGGUGGACAGCCUCUGGGACUGCGCCGGGCACCGGCUGCGCGACUGGGACGGCAUCAGCAGCCUGCUGCUGCAGGGGGCACCCCCCGAGGGUUUGGCAGCCCCCCAGGAGCAGGCUCUGGUCCAGGUCCUGGCUGCCAGCGUGGCCCAGGCAGCCCAGGGGCACCCCCCAGUGGGCCGGGAGCCCCCCAGGAAGCCCUCGGCGCAGCAGCGCAAGGCCCAGGCAGAGGAGAGGACCAGGCUGAGCCUCUGCCUCAUCCCCGUCCUGCCUCAGCUGCUGGCCAAGUUCUCGGCCGACGCAGAGACAGCGACAGCGCUGCUGGAGCUGCUGCCGUGCCUGGAGCUCAGCCUCUGCCGCAGCGGCCGGAUGGAGAAGCACGUGGAGCGAGUGCUGGGGCAGCUGCAGGAGGUGGUGCAGAAGCACUCGGGGCAGGGGGUGCUGGGGGCUGCCUCCCGUGCCCUGCAUGCCCUCUGUGCCCCUGCCCUGCCCACGCGGCCCCAGGGGGACCUGGCCCGGGGCCUCCUGGCAGAUCAGCUGGCAGAGAGGUGCCAGGGGCACAUCGAUGAGCUGCUGCAGGCCACGUCCCUGGAGGAGCAGGAGCUGUACAGCAUGGCAGCCACGUUCAGGAGGAUCUCAGCCCUCUUCAGCGCCCACGACCUGACCCCCUGGCAGCUCUUCGAGCCCUGCGCCAGGCUGCUGCAGCACGCUGCGGACACGGGCGAGGUGCCAGCGCAGGUCCUGGUGCCCACCAUCUCCUGCCUGCACUACCACCUGCUGUGGGAGCUCUCGCGGCUGCCCGCGGCCCACGUCCCCAAGGAGCAGCUGCAGAGCCUGAGGAGAAGAGUUGGCAUCUUCAGCUCGCUGUGCCAGGGCUGCCUGGGGGACGCCGAGGGCAGCGUCCGCGAGCAGGCCUUCAUGGUGCUCAGUGACCUGCUGCUGGUGCUGGGCCCGCGGCUGGCCCAGGGGGGCCGGGAGGAGCUGCUGCCCCUGGUGCUGGUGCCCGAGGCCGGGCUGCAGGCGCAGCUGGCAGCCUUCCUCAUGGACCACGUCUUCUACCACGGCCACAGCGAGCCCCCGGCCGGUCCCAUCCAGGAGCUCCACCAGCGCCGCCUGCUCCUGGCCGGCUUCUGCAAGCUGCUGGUCCACGAGGUGCUGGAGCUCAGCGCCGCCUCCGACGUCUUCAAGCACUAUGCCAAGUUCUACAGCGACUACGGCGACAUCAUGCGGGAGACGCUGAGCUGCGCCCGGCAGAGGGACCGGCGGCGCUGGGCCGGGGUCCUGCUGCUCAGCCUGCAGCAGCUGCUGGCGGAGCUGCUGCUGCAGCAGGGUCCCGGGGCGGCGGCCGAGGACCUCCCGGAGCUGCGGCUCCUGGCUCGCCGCUUCUCGGCGCUCCUGGGCUCGCCGCGGGACCGAGCGGCGCUGCUGGCCCUGCACCGGGAGGGCAUCCGCUUCGCCCUGCAGGACCCCCCCGGGCCGGGGAAGCCCCCCCUGAACCUGCCCUUCUUGGAGGUGCUGGGAGAGCUCUCGGCGCGGCUGCGGCGCCCGGACCGGGCAGCGAUCCUGGCAUACCUGGAGCAGCAGUGCCAGCAGCAGGGGGCGCUGCCCUCCUGGCCGCCCCUGGCCGCCUACCGCCGCUCACUGCAGGAUGAGGAGGGGGCUCCCAGCGGCCGCCCCCCCGCCAAGAGACGUCGCCGUGAUGGGGUGCCCCCAACCCACCACCAGCUCUUGUGCCCCCAGGCUGCCCUGGACCAGCUCUGUGACCUCUUCGACUCUCCCAUCCUGGGCAAGGAGGCCACCUGA